UUCCCAACUUCCUGACCAAUGAACGUCGUCAGGUAACCCAUGUGAUUACAUGCAUUCUAACCCAGGAAUUUGUCAGGAUAGAGAUUUUUUCAAAACACCGGGAUCUUCUUUAAUACUAACUUUUAAAACCUUGCAUUCUGCUUUGGACCAUUCUUUUGUUUUUAGUGUUGAUGCAUGCAAAUAAGAGAUGCUGAGUAGAGCAAAGAUAAAGACAUUAAAAUCUUUAUUCAAAUGGAUUUUCAUCUUAUACUUAAUAACUUUCUUUGUGUGUUUACCUUUUCGAGAAUCGAAGGAUAAUGUACAAAUAACUUCGUACAAACUAGUUCAAGCAUAUGUGAAUGCUGGGAUCAUCAGGUCAUUUUCGACAAAACCUGUAACUUGUGAUAAUAAGGAUGUGUUUCUGUUAAUUAUUGUUCAUAGUUCUGUGUCGAACUUCGAAAAACGAAAUGCCAUCAGAAAUACAUGGGGAAAUGUAUCAAAUGUAGAAAAGCCUAUCCUCGUUAAAUUUCUCUUGGGGAAAAGUAAAGAAGAUACUCAACAGGAUUUAGCAACGACUGAAAACCGUAUCUACAAUGAUAUUCUAUUUGAAAACAUCAUAGAAACUUAUGAAAACCUGACAAGGAAAUCUAUUGCUAUGUUACGUUGGGCGUCCAUGAAUUGUCAUCGGGUUCGUUAUCUGCUUAAGGUAGAUGAUGACAUUUUUCUUAACCUUCCAAGACUUCUAAAUGAGGUAACGAAGAAUCCUACCGAAAAUUCAAUAACUGGAUGUAAGGUCAAGGAUUCUACUCCGUUCCGAUUUCCAAUAAAUAAAUGGACAGUGUCAAGGACACAAUAUAAAGAAGACUACUAUCCCGAUUAUAUAGCCGGAACUGCAUAUCUUAUCAGUGGUGAUAUUUUACACAACCUGUACAUGGCCACUCAAAAAGUUCCGUAUUUUAUAUUCGAAGAUAUUUACAUCACUGGUCUAUGUAGGCAAUAUAUUGAAGCCCGUGCUGUAGAGCAUAAGGGUUUCAGUUGUGGAUAUCGCGAUGAGGGGCCUUGUGGAAAGAACUUCCGUUAUGGAAUCACUGGACAUCAUUAUAGUCCAUCAGAAAUAAAAAGGAUGUGGGUAGAACUGCAAGACAGAUGGUCCAACUGUCGCAUUUUGGAUAACUUUAUCAUUUACAAACUUGUUGAUAUCUUUAGGUUUAUGUUUUUAUGAAAGAACAUUUUUGAGAAUACUAAAAGAAUAAAGCAUCGCUAAAUAAA
Messenger RNA from Saccostrea cuccullata (small rock oyster), 1248 nucleotides. Its product is annotated as beta-1,3-galactosyltransferase 1-like. The record is from RefSeq and is a predicted model, not a curated record. Gene Ontology annotation, cellular component: Golgi membrane. The transcript has 2 exons. Bases 188 to 1201 code for a protein of 337 amino acids. Gene Ontology annotation, molecular function: hexosyltransferase activity. Lineage: Eukaryota; Metazoa; Mollusca; Bivalvia; Ostreida; Ostreidae.